AUGGGGACCGAACGAACCGAAGUGGAAGUGCCGAUCGAGAGUUCGAAAGGACGUUACGAAGAUUUCCGCCGAGGUCUGACUCUCGCCGGGGACUGCGGUUCCACCUUCGAGAAACCUCCCUGGUUCGUUCCCGAACUCUAUGAACACGGCAGGAAAGUGCUCUGGGACAACUUGUUCGUAGCCCUGUGGUGUCACCUGGCUGGCUUGAUAAUUGGUGUCACGAGUUUCAAACCCUACACAGUUCUCCUGAACAAUGGCAAUCACUUCAGUCUGCGCGCAUUGGCUUGUCGUUACGUGUCGACCACGAGAGCAGUACUCAGCUGGUACCGCAGUGAUGUCUUCGAUCCCAGGUCUGAAGGUCACAAGAGUGUGCGUCGGGUGCGCGCGAUGCAUUUGGCUGCCGAUCGAUACAUGCAGAAAUUGGAGCCGCUCGAAAACGGGGAGCAAUGGAUCAGUCAGUAUUGGAUGGGAGCCACGCAGACUGCAUUCAUACAACUCAUGAUCACGCAUCCGGAGAAACUCGGGCUGCGCCAUCUCUCCGACAAAGACUUAGAGAGCAUCAUCCACUACUGGAGAUGCAUCGGUUACCUCCUCGGUAUUUCCGAUGACUUCAACGUUUGCUCUGGAAGUCUCGAUGAAUUUAGGAAAUUCACGGAAGAAUUGAUUCGACACGAAGUCCAUCCUUCGAUGCUGACAGCACACAAGGGUCAGAUGAAGCUCAGCGAGAGCAUCAUCGAGGCUCUGCUCGCGGUCGCGCCGAGUCGCUACAUCAAACUCACCUAUCCCGCUUUCAUCGCAUUCUUUGCGCAAGUCCUCGGCGUCCACUACGACCGAGAGCUGAAGAGGAAGGACCGCUUUUGCCUAUGGAUUCUCACGACCCUUUUCGAGGGACGUAUCCUAUCGUACAGAGUCAUGAGAUGGCUCAUUCGGAAACGGAUACUCGACCGACUGGACACCGCCUCGAAGGCAGACACCUCGAAGAUAUGCGAUGAACUGAUCGACGAUCUCGAUUCCAAGGAAGCACCGAGCUGUCCCUUUGUGCGAAAAAAUAAAAUAGUCAGCAUUGAAGUCAGCCCGCCGCGCGGCGAACUCCUUCUAGAAAGUUCCCGACCUCGAGAGUCCGGAGCAGGAGCACUACGAUAUCGAAGGAAACUUAUCGGACGAGUUAGAUAA
Galendromus occidentalis (western predatory mite) is the source of this 1173-nucleotide messenger RNA. RefSeq lists its product as uncharacterized. Lineage: Eukaryota; Metazoa; Arthropoda; Arachnida; Mesostigmata; Phytoseiidae. Gene Ontology annotation, molecular function: oxidoreductase activity. The coding region runs from base 1 to 1173 and encodes 390 amino acids. The record is from RefSeq and is a predicted model, not a curated record. The transcript has 5 exons.